Molecule: messenger RNA, 319 nt
Organism: Sphaeroforma arctica JP610
Lineage: Eukaryota; Ichthyosporea; Ichthyophonida
Exons: 3
Molecular function (GO): hydro-lyase activity
Source: RefSeq, a predicted model, not a curated record
GGUGGUGGCCAAUGGUACCGUGCCAAAAGCUUCGCUACAUUUGGUCCAAUUGGACCCUACAUAACAGCCGCCGCUUUGGCGGGCAACCCGAACAAUCUAAAAAUAUCCACCGAACUCAACGGCAUCAAGGUUCAGGAUUCGAACACCAACCAAAUGAUACAGUCCGUGGAGAAAAUUAUCGCCUACGCCAGCAAAGACACUUGGUUGAUGGAAGGGACAAUCAUUCUCACUGGAACGCCCGCAGGAGUGGGGAUGUCGCGAAAACCCCCUGUGUUUCUCAGAAACGGGGAUGUUGUGUCUGUGACCAUUGAGAAAUUAG